Messenger RNA from Daldinia caldariorum, 1290 nucleotides. RefSeq names its product Ribokinase-like protein. The record is from RefSeq and is a predicted model, not a curated record. The transcript has 7 exons. NCBI's taxonomy places the organism in Eukaryota, Fungi, Ascomycota, Sordariomycetes, Xylariales, Hypoxylaceae. Bases 262 to 1119 code for a protein of 285 amino acids.
AGUGCGUAAUGUACGAGGUAAUGUAUUGUACCGUAUGGUCUGGCUUUUAGCGAACGAGUUGUCGUUUUGUCAUUGGUUUCGCAGAGAUACUAACUAUCAGAUAGGUAUCAGAUGGUGGUGGAGAUGAGAAGAAAGGUGGCGCCGAUAAUUAUUCCUUCGCGGCUCAUGUAGGUACACACAUACCUCUUAUUAUUGUCCACCUACGUGUCGACUUGCGUCCCGGAGCCAACGUGGCACAGCAUCGAACAUCAAUACACUACCAUGAAGAAGAAGCUUGUUUGCAUUGGGGCAUGCUAUGUCGAUACUAUCCUUGACGUGCCUCAAUACCCGGGCGAGGAUUCCAAAUUACGUGCCACCAAUCUACAAGUCCGUCGAGGUGGCAAUUGUCCAAACACGCUUCAAGUGCUCCAGCAGCUGCUCCCAAUAAGGAGGAAGCAGGAUGAUGAUGGCGGCGGCGGUAGCAGCAAUGGUGGUCAAGACCUAGAACUCAAACCUUACCUGAUAUCAUGCCUGCCUAGGGCCGACACGCCUGCGACGGCAACCAUAACGGGCUCAUUUGGACCGGGAAGCCUGGUCGAUUUCACGAGGUGCAUAUUCCGCGAGGAUCACCACCAGCCCGCGAGCAGCUACAUCAUACGCAGCGAAGCCACCGGGAGCCGCACCCUCGUGAACUACAACGACUUACCUGAGAUGACGAUAGGCGAGUUCGUCGCCGCCGUCGAAGGGAUCGGCGACAACGACGACGAUGUCUGGUUCCACUUCGAGUGCAUUCGGCAUGUAAGGCGGUCGUUCCCCAACGCGAGGGUAAGCGUCGAAGUCGAAAAACCGGGCCGGGAGGGUUUGGAAGAGCUGGCGGCUGAAGCGGACGUUGUGUUCUAUUCGCGGAGCUGGGCUGAGAGUAAGCGGUACGGUAGCGCUCAGCAAUGCUUGAGUGCCCAAUCGGGCGUGGCCCGCAAAGCCACCGUAGGAGCAGGUGACACCUUCAUUGCCGGUAUGCUGUUCGGGCUGCUGUGCCACCACGAGGACUGGGACACCGAGAGGAAAGUCCAGUUUGCUGUGCAGCUGGCUACGCGCAAGGUGCAACGGGACGGGUUCGACGGUCUUGGUCUUUGGUCUUGAGUUGGAGGAGGGGGAGUAAGAGUUACCUACCUAGGAUCUAGGCGCAAGUACCUGGUAUUGAAUAGUCGAUCGAUUUUUAUGAGAUGUGACCGACUAAUUGACUUGUGACGGGCUGGCUGGCGAAGAGGAAACCCCAUGGUCGUGUGACGGGAUGAAAAAUAAAAGACUUCC